CAAAAUGAGAUUAUUGCCUUGUCUAACGACUCUACUUCUCACGAUAUCAACUGUAAACUCGAAAUUUGUCACAGAUUGCACGAAUGUUGGAGACGGAAUGUACCCUCUGGGUGCCUGUGAACCGAGAUUCCUAGCUUGCGUCAGCGGCGAGGCUCGAUAUAUGGACUGCCCGGAGGAUCUGGUUUAUCACAAAAAUCUGGAGUUUUGUGAUUGGAGGCACAAUGUGUUUGAAUGUGGAGAGGAAGGAGAAGAAAACGAGUUUUCUGGUGAUGGUUCCGGUGAAAGCUCAGGAGACGAAGAAAUCACAUUUGGCGAUUCGUCGGGAGAAUCUUCUGGCGACGAGCUGCUAGAAAAUGUGUGCGAGAGUCUCAAAGAUGGCGUCUACUCCUCCGGCACUUGCAGUAGCUCCUAUAUUAUUUGCAACUCCGGCUCACCUCGAUUCCUCAGCUGCUCAACACCUCUUAUCUACGAUCCAACCAAUAAAAAGUGUUCAUGGAAAGGAAUGAUUGAUGAAUGUUCUCAAGUAUCAGGAGAAUAUUGUGAAUCCGAUGGAAAUAUCUCAAAGUCCGAGUGCUCCAAUGUUUUCUUCUCGUGUUCUGAAGGCAUCGCUCACCGUAGAAAUUGCCCGGCGAAUCUUGUCUUCAAUCCAGCGAUUUCCUCUUGUGAUUGGCCAAAAAAUGUGAUGGAUUGUUCUGAAAAAUCUGAAAAGCCACAAAACUGCGGCGAAGUCGACGGAUAUUUCUCAUUUGGCAGAUGCUCUUCAUCAUUUUCAGCCUGUACAAAUGGCAUUCCAAUUGUCAUGUUUUGUCCAGAUGGGCUAAUGUUUUCCGAGAAAAAUCAAAUGUGUGACUAUGAAUGGAACGUUGACGAGUGUGACUUGGAAUCAUCUGGAUUUAUGGAAAACUACAAAGCCAGUGAAGCCUUAACGCCCUGCACAAAUAUGGACAAUGGUCUCUAUGCUCUCGAUUGUACCCCGCGAGUUCUAUCGUGUCAAAAUGGACGAGAGAAUAUUUUUGAGUGCCCACCGAGUCUGGUUUUCAAUGAGAAUUCUUUGAUAUGUGACUACCCGGAGACUUCUCUGAAAUGCUGCAUGGAAGACGCAUUGCUCAUUCGUGAUGCCUCCAUUGGAACAUACGACUGCUCCAUCGACGGGCUCUUCUCAAGUACUUUAUGCUCCCGUAACUACCACAAAUGCUCCAACGGCCAGCUCAUCCCACACGAAUGUGCUGAUUCGAAUGCUGUUUUCUCUGCAAGUGCUGCCAAAUGCGUGGAUUCUUCACUUCUAGAGCAAUGCCAAUAAUCUGAUUAUAGCUGUAUAUACUAACCCUUUGCUGAAAAAUAUAUUGCAUUUUAAAUUUUGUCUUGAAAAUAUUUUUUAAAUUGUGAAUUUUAUACAAAAAUAAAUCUUUGCUGUUUUC
Molecule: messenger RNA, 1418 nt
Organism: Caenorhabditis elegans
Lineage: Eukaryota; Metazoa; Nematoda; Chromadorea; Rhabditida; Rhabditidae
Gene: R02F2.4
Product: Chitin-binding type-2 domain-containing protein
Exons: 4
Coding region: 5-1300 (431 amino acids)
Cellular component (GO): extracellular region
Molecular function (GO): chitin binding
Source: RefSeq, marked reviewed